UAUACUGUACGGAAGCCUGGUGGGGACAUCUAACCGAUCUUAAUGCACUGCACUGCAGCUUUAGGGUGCACGGUAGGGGUAGGGACCCCUUGGCCCGUGCAAGCGUUUCAUGUGCUGCAAGUUCAAAAAAUUGGUUGACGAAUCAGUGAGAGGGCGUUGGCCUUGCUAUCGGUGUGUCGGCGUUCCCAACUGCAGUUAGAUGUCCUCACCGGGCUUCCGUAGUGAUACAUUCGUUUGAUGAGUAAUUUGACGUUUGGUUUGGCGCAAAGUUUGCUUUUGGGGUUUUCGAGAGUCGUGAAGCACAGUCGCGUAAGAUUUUGUGCGAUUGUUGCUGUAACAGCAUCCCAGAAUAAUCGGUUUUGUGGAUCCUCGAUUCUGAGAGAAAAAUUUCAAAAUUAUAAUUUGAUAUUAUCCGGCCACGUGAUAUCAAACACAAUAAUGCCUCCAAAACGGGGAAGACCGGCAAAGGCAACAAAGAAAACUAAGGCAGGGACUUCACAAAACAGUAAGACAGAGAGCUUAGAUAAACCUACUAGUAAGAAGACAAAGCGUGUUACAAGUGACGAGGAUUCAAAUGAUGAACCAGUUUCAAAGAAGACCAAAGUGGAGACUAAAAAGCAACCAAUGAACAAAACUGCUACAAAUUUGGACAAUAUUGACUAUGAAUGUCAGAAAACCAAUGAAAAUGAGCAGAAAUAUAAUUUAAAAAUAUGUAGUUGGAAUGUAUCUGGACUCAGAGCCUGCAUUAAAAAAAAUGGGAUUGAUUAUCUCUUGAAAGAAAAUGCGGACAUAAUUGCACUGCAAGAAACUAAAUGCGAUAAAAAUAAACUCCCUGAAGAAGUAAAGAUUCCUGGAUAUAAUGAUUACUUUGUUGAUAGCAAAAAGUCUGGGUACUGUGGAGUUGCAUUAUAUACCAAAGUAAAGCCAUUGAAUGUUAUGUACGGAAUGAAUAUUCCUCUACAUGAUGAUGAGGGUAGAAUGAUCACUGCAGAGUUUGAAAACUUUUUUGUAGUUUCAGUCUAUGUUCCUAAUGCUGGCCAAAAAUUAGUUACCUUACCAAAAAGAUUGCAAUGGAAUAAGGAUUUCAAAGAAUUCAUUGGAAACUUGGACAAAAAAAAACCAGUCAUUAUAUGUGGAGACAUGAAUGUUGCUCAUACCGAAAUCGAUUUAACAAACCCUAAAACAAAUAUGAAAAAUGCUGGUUUCACUAAAGAAGAACGAGAUGAUAUGACAAAUUUCUUGGAAGCGGGAUUUGUUGAUACAUUUCGACAGUUAUAUCCUGAUAAAACUGGUGCAUAUACAUUUUGGGCAUACUUUAAUAAUGCUCGUGCCAAAAAUAUUGGAUGGAGAAUCGAUUAUUUUUUGGUAUCUGAGGCAAUAAAAAAUAAUGUAUGCGACAAUGUUAUACGUGAUCAGGUGUUCGGCAGUGAUCACUGUCCAAUCGUACUUUACAUACACUUGUAAGUUUCUAUAUUCAGUUAUAUUCACGUUAUAUUUCAAGAAGAACCAAUGGUACAAAUAAAUGCAUACCGUUUGUUUUUUAAUUUUUCUAAUAAAAUAAUAAUGUUUUUUAACUGACA
This is a messenger RNA of Athalia rosae (coleseed sawfly), 1580 nucleotides long. It is a transcript of the gene Rrp1, whose product is annotated as exodeoxyribonuclease. The record is from RefSeq and is a predicted model, not a curated record. Gene Ontology annotation, biological process: base-excision repair. Gene Ontology annotation, cellular component: nucleus. Gene Ontology annotation, molecular function: double-stranded DNA 3'-5' DNA exonuclease activity; DNA binding; phosphoric diester hydrolase activity. The transcript is spliced from 7 exons. Lineage: Eukaryota; Metazoa; Arthropoda; Insecta; Hymenoptera; Athaliidae. Bases 238 to 1464 code for a protein of 408 amino acids.